AUGCUGAAGCCGUUCUGCUACUUCUGCAACCGCGAGUUCGACGAUGAAAAGGUCCUUAUUAUGCACCAAAAGGCCAAGCAUUUUAAAUGUGGAGAAUGUAAUCGCAAGCUAGAAACAGCGAACGGUCUCGCCGUGCAUAUGCAGCAGGUGCACAAGGUCGUACAACGCAAGGUGCCGUUCGCCCUCGAGGGCAGAGACAACAUCAGCUCUAUUGUUCAAGGAAUGCAAGGAGUGCCCUAUGAGGCCAUAGAGGAACACCAGCUGAAGCAUCAGAAGAAAAUGGGAGACAUAGACACUUGCAAACAGCAGAGGAUCAGCUGGGCGGUGGUGAUGACGGCGCCGACGCCCGAGCAGUUCCUCGCGCAGCUCUCGGCGGGCAACGUAUACUUCCCGGGAUUUACUGCACCGCACGAAACUUACGUGACACCCAAGCAGUACCCCAUUGGGCAAAAUCUUUAUGCUAGCGCCGCCACUCAGGUGCCGACAUACGGGCAAGAUGGACAACCUCGCAGGCAGGGAGGGUCAGCUGGACCAUAUCACGCCGGCGGCCAAGAGGAGAGGCGCCCUCGGAGGUUUUCCGGUGGUUUAGGAACUGGCGCAUAUCAACCUCACGACGAAAUGGCGCGGCAGAAGGGCUUCGCACCCUCGGGUACGGGGCCGCUUAUCCUCGGGCCCACCGGUGUACCGAUAGAAGCCCCAAGUGCCGGCGGGUUCUCCGACGCCAGAGGCACCUCGCGGCCGAUGGUGGUGCGAUCCUUAUCUAUUGGCACAGGCUCUCUGGGAUUCACAUCUGCGCCUAAGGGAUUCAGUGACGGGCCAAUUCCGGCGGCGGUCAAUACUGCCGCGCGUAGCGACCCCGCCGAUCCCCACGGGUUCCGCAGGGUGGGAGGAUUCAGCGAUGCACCAAGCGGGUUUUCGAUGUCAGGUGGCUUCAGCGAUGCGAAAGGGUUUAGCGGGCCACGGCAAGAUCUCCAUACGCCGAAGCCUGGGUUCGCCGAUGCGCCUCAGACCGAUACUAGCACGGUGUCGGGGGCUGGCAGCUCACCGAUACUGUCUGAGCUAUCACCCAGAUCACCACAGGGAGCGUACCAGAGUCCAUACUUGCCUGUCGAAAGCGGAAGGACGGGCGUGACGACACCAGGCGACACGCCCAAGGCCGUGGAUACGCAAAUAUACAGAGCUUCCGGGGUCGCGCCUUUGUUCAUACCGCCACCCACUCUACUCAACACGAAGCUCCUGCACGAAGCUGACAUGGAGUCAAUCGAGGAGAUGCGGGCAGCCCGUCUCCACGGCUGGCAAGAGGUCUCAUGA
Babesia ovata is the source of this 1311-nucleotide messenger RNA. Its product is annotated as zinc finger containing protein. The record is from RefSeq and is a predicted model, not a curated record. The transcript is spliced from 2 exons. Lineage: Eukaryota; Apicomplexa; Aconoidasida; Piroplasmida; Babesiidae. The coding region runs from base 1 to 1311 and encodes 436 amino acids. Gene Ontology annotation, cellular component: nucleus.